Messenger RNA from Haliotis rufescens (red abalone), 494 nucleotides. Its product is annotated as anti-sigma-I factor RsgI5-like. The transcript is spliced from 5 exons. The record is from RefSeq and is a predicted model, not a curated record. NCBI's taxonomy places the organism in Eukaryota, Metazoa, Mollusca, Gastropoda, Lepetellida, Haliotidae. The coding region runs from base 74 to 415 and encodes 113 amino acids.
UACAUAAAUUCAACAGGCCGACACUGCCUCAACGCAGAUGCUUUCCUGGAGGUGAAACAAGAAGCUGUUCAAGAUGAUGAAAGUCGUGUGUCUCAUUGCGCUGCUCCUGGUGUUCUUUGUGGCCGCAUCCUCUGCUGAUGGGGACAUGUCUAAAGUCCACGCAUAUCGGAGAGAAGAGGCAGUCCUUGCGAGACGUCUGACAGCACGUUCAAGUUCCGGCAGCAGCUCCAGCAGCAGCUCCGAUACUACCCCUGCUCCUACCCCUGCUCCUACCCCUGCUCCUACCCCUGCUCCAACCGCAACUCCUGCUCCUGCUCCAAGUUCCAGCAGCAGCUCCAGCAGCAGCUCCGAUACUACCCCUGCACCUACCCCUGCACCUACCCCUGCACCUACCCCUGCUCCAACAACAGGUUAAGAAUGACGGAUUGGCAUUCCACCAUGAAAACGUCCAAAUCUAUGCAAUUAAAUCAAUAAAGCAUGCUUUGUAAAAUCAG